CUCUCAAUCAUGUGGAAGAAAUAACAGAUUAGGAUUAUUCAGAAAAUCUCCUGACUUUAUUCAAAUGACUUCUGUCCAUUAAAUAGACAGUACAACCUCUGAAAGUAUGCAACUGAAACUAAGAAAUAGGGAUUACUAUUCCGUGUCCAACAAACUGAUAUGCUCCUAAAGACAAGAAAGAAACAGAAUUAACUUCCUAAAGACUAGGUCUGCAGCUGAAUGGUUCCACUGAAGUAGCAGAGUCAGUUUGCUUCCUGGAGAAUAGUUCUGCAGUAGCAACAGUAUUAUUCUUGACAAAUCAAUCAAGAACCUAAACAAAAAUCAAGAUUUAACCAAAUACCCAUCUGAUUCUGUUUGAAAUCCAAAUGGGUCGCAAGCAAACCGUUCCAGAACUCGGUCGUUAUGGACUUCUGGCUCUUUUCGUUAUGGGUACAAUCUCCUGUUGCAUGGUCUACCUUUGUUUCUCUGCAUUGUUUAGACCACCGAAUAGUAAUACAGAGUUUGUGGUUUCAAAAGUUAGUGAUGGUUUGAAGAGCGAAGAUGCAGAUGGGGAUUGUUGUAGAGGGAUUGAGCAUUUGGAGCUAUGGGGUGAUGCUGUCAAAUGGGGUUCUGAAUUUAAAGUCAAUUCUUCUAAAGCUUGUUGCUUGGCUUGUAAAGGAAUGUGUAGCGGUGACAGGGGGCCUUGUUUGUGUGAUUCUUGGGUGUUUUGUGGAGAUAAACAGGCUUGUGGUGAUAAAUUUGGCGAGUGUUGGCUGAAGAAACAGAAGGACACCUUGGAGCCUGAUCGGCUAGACUCAGGGGACCAUGUUAUGUGGACUUCUGGAAUUGUUUUUGGGAGAGGAGAGGGCAUCAUUGGAUUGGAAACGGAAUAUGGGACACUUCAUCUAAAACUGUUACCUGGUUGUGCUCCACAUUCUAUUUCAUACAUUCUUGAUUUGUUGGUUUCGCACCAUUGUGUGGGUUGCCACUUUUACCGUGCUGAAAGCCGGGGAAAGUCGUGGGAUUCAGAAGGAAAUCAUAUUGAACAGGCUCCAUAUGGCCCCCCGUUUGCACUAAUUCAAGGAACUCUUGGAGCCUAUGGAACAAUUUUUGAGGAUAUUCCAACAGAGGCUUGGCCUACAGUUAGAAGAGGUUCGGUGGCAUGGGUUGAGUCUGGCCCAGAAUUCUUCAUCAGCCUAGCCAAUCACAAUGAGUGGAGUAAGGCAUAUACGGUGUUUGGUUUCGUUCUUCCUGAAGAUAUGGAAAUUGUAGAGAGAAUUGCACAGCUUCCAACCAAACCAGAGGUGUGGGGUAAUAUUAAUGUUGCUGUCUUGGAAAAUCCUGUUCCGUUACAUGUCCGAAGAAUCAAGAGAAGUGCCGGAAACCAAAAGCUUUACACAAACUGAGACACCAGAUCAAGUGGGUCUUAGUUUUUUGAUGUUUAUUGUCAGCUCAUAUGGACCAACGGGGUGAUUUGAACCCAAACUUUUGUUAGCUCCUAUCUGUAAUGAAUCUAUGUGUUAUAUAAAUUUACACCCUGUACAUUUUGUAGAUUAGGAAAAAGAAGAGAACAAGAGAAAUUAAGGGUAAUAAAUCAUUGAAAAUCUAUGUUCAA
Populus nigra (black poplar) is the source of this 1594-nucleotide messenger RNA. RefSeq lists its product as uncharacterized. Gene Ontology annotation, molecular function: peptidyl-prolyl cis-trans isomerase activity. Gene Ontology annotation, biological process: protein peptidyl-prolyl isomerization. Lineage: Eukaryota; Viridiplantae; Streptophyta; Magnoliopsida; Malpighiales; Salicaceae. The record is from RefSeq and is a predicted model, not a curated record. The transcript has 5 exons. The coding region runs from base 366 to 1385 and encodes 339 amino acids.